AUGGCCAUGCAGAGUGCAGCCAGAGAGGAGACGGAGGUGGAGGAGGAGAGCUUUGGGCCUCAGCAGCUCAGUAGACUGGAGCAGUGUGGUAUCAGUGCGAGUGACGUUAAGAAACUGGAAGAGGCGGGGUUUCACACCGUUGAGGCUGUAGCCUAUGCCCCAAAGAAGGAGCUACUCAACAUUAAAGGCAUCAGUGAGGCUAAAGCUGAUAAAAUUCUGACUGAAGCAGCUAAACUGGUUCCAAUGGGUUUCACCACGGCAACAGAGUUCCAUCAGCGCAGAUCUGAGAUUAUCCAGAUCACAACUGGCUCAAAAGAGCUGGACAAACUGCUGCAGGGAGGGAUUGAAACUGGCUCCAUCACAGAGAUGUUCGGAGAGUUUCGCACAGGGAAGACCCAGUUAUGUCACACCCUCGCAGUCACCUGCCAGUUGCCAAUAGACCAGGGCGGCGGUGAGGGGAAGGCCAUGUAUAUUGACACAGAAGGGACCUUCCGGCCUGAGAGGCUCUUGGCUGUAGCUGAGAGGUAUGGCUUGGUGGGCAGUGACGUGCUGGAUAACGUGGCCUAUGCCAGGGCCUUUAACACUGAUCACCAGACCCAGCUGCUGUACCAGGCUUCAGCUAUGAUGGCCGAGUCACGGUAUGCUCUGCUGAUUGUGGACAGUGCCACUGCACUCUACAGGACUGAUUACUCAGGCAGAGGAGAACUCUCAGCUCGCCAGGGUCACCUGGGACGCUUCCUUCGCAUGCUGUUACGUCUUGCUGACGAGUUUGGAGUAGCUGUUGUCAUCACCAAUCAGGUGGUCGCACAGGUAGAUGGGGCGGCCAUGUUUUCUGCAGAUCCUAAGAAGCCGAUUGGUGGAAACAUCUUAGCACACGCUUCCACCACCAGGCUGUACCUGAGGAAAGGCAGAGGAGAGACCCGGAUCUGUAAGAUUUAUGACUCUCCCUGUUUACCUGAAGCAGAGGCCAUGUUUGCCAUUAAUGCAGAUGGAGUAGGAGACGCCAAAGACUGA
Molecule: messenger RNA, 1014 nt
Organism: Chanos chanos (milkfish)
Lineage: Eukaryota; Metazoa; Chordata; Actinopteri; Gonorynchiformes; Chanidae
Gene: rad51
Product: RAD51 recombinase
Exons: 9
Coding region: 1-1014 (337 amino acids)
Biological process (GO): mitotic recombination; DNA strand invasion; mitotic recombination-dependent replication fork processing
Cellular component (GO): condensed nuclear chromosome
Molecular function (GO): ATP binding; ATP-dependent DNA damage sensor activity; ATP hydrolysis activity
Source: RefSeq, a predicted model, not a curated record